AGCAGCAUACAAUACAUUUUUGUACUCACCUUGGUGUGCUCACUUGAAUAGGAAGGUGGCGCAGCGGUCCUUCGUGGGCCAAUUUUGUCAUCAAAGUCAGGCAUUAUCUGGAUUAAUGGUGCUUUCAACACAACUGCAAACUCUGAAAAAAACAAGGUUGAAUCAUGACGUCAGUGAUCUUCAAGUUGUUGCUCUAGAAAGAGCUGUGCCUAAGAACAGCUCUUAGCCCUGGUAUAUUGGCCAUGUACCACACCCCCUUGGGCCUUAUUGCUUAAUUCGAUCAUUGGAGUUGAGUAUGUAUAAAAAUCAUAUUAGAAUUUAUGAGUGAAAUCUGCUGUCUCUUUCAAGCUGUUGUUGAACCAUCCCAGACUAGUUAGUUUACAUUACUCAUCUAGUAACUUCAGGUCACCAAUCCAAAGCAAGCCACUGUAUUGGUCAACAUUUGUGAAUACCAUUCUCAUUCCCAGUGUCUGAAGGUCUGAAGGUCAAACAGUAGGUGGCAGAGAGUAGAAACUCACAUAUAGUGUAAAACGUGCAGCACGCUGCUUGCUAGCCCAUCCAUAUUUCCAUCCGAUAAUUGAGCAAGUCGAAUUGAUUCCCCGUGUGUUAGACCAUCACCACUAGAUGGAGGCAUUGCCCUAAAUGAAAACAUUCCAAUCCUAUUUCUGAGGAGUUAACGUUUGCAUUUAGCAGACACUUAUCCAGAGCGACACACAAGCGAGGUAAGACAACCACAUAUCACAGUACGUGAAACCUUCUUUCAGUUUGUCAGCUGUUCCAGUACUGUUCCAUCAUGCACUGAUACAUAAUUUGUAUGAAUAGCUACUGUACCUGUCCUAAUAAAAAUGAAUUGGUAACACCAAAAUAAUUCACAUUUUAAUUACAAACAUUGCAUAUAAAUACAAAAUAUAUCUAGGUGUCAUCUUAACUUCACAAGUUUCAGAGAUAUGGAUAAAUCAAUGUCACUUUUAUCCCAUUGCCAUUUUCGAGUAGGAUUUGUUAAAGCCUUUGAUCCAUUGACAUGUCAAAUCAAAUCCUUGCGUUCCAAUGUUAAAAGUUGCACCUGAGUGCUGCCAUAAGUAGACACCGCUAACUCUUUAUUUCACCAACGUGUGGUCACAUGAAUACUUGAGGGAGGCUGCACACUUGCAUGGCCUACACCUCUUCUCCCUCGCAGCCUCGCUCAAUAAGGGGCGGUAACUUUUGUUUAUCCUUAUCACUCUAUAAAUAAAGUAAGGAACACCAGUGCACUCCAAUCCAGAACUGGCAAGCCCACUGACUGAACACUCAAGGGACAUAUCCUGCGCUGUGAAUAACUCAUUCAAAAGUUUUUGCAGCCUCUAUGAUGACUUUUUACGCAGAUCCAUUUAAAACGUCUAGUGCACUUGCAAUGGACUUCAAGGAGCUGGGAGGCGAGGACAACUGCGAAGGAGAUACAGAGGGAAACGCUGAGGAUUUGAACAAUGUGAAAGUCCUUACCGAAAAACUAAAGUUACAAACCCGCAGACCAUCCUACUUUGAAUGGCAGGAGCGCUUGCAGAGCCGACCGUGGAAGGACAACCCAAAUGGUUUAGAUAAUAGUCAAGAGACUGCAGAGAAAUAUGUGUUUUUGCCUGAAAUUAUGCGGGAUGAGAACUCAGAUCUAACCAUCCGCAACAUCUGUGGCUUCGAUACCAUUGAUGACGCGUUGGAUUUCCUUAGAAAAGAGCUGAGGGAGAUGCGGUUCCAGGAUAACCGUCUGGCGCGCCAGCUGAUCCGUCUGCGUGUGGAGAUCCACCGGCUGAAGGUGGAGCAGGUGUGUCACCGCCACAAGGAGAUGCUGGACGACGCCACCUACGAGCUGGAGGAGUGUGGCGAGGAGUCCGACCUGCUCUGUGAUAUCCCCAUGAAGGCUGCCUUUGCUCUGUCCACCCCCCUCAAACACCUUGGCCUCACCAAGAUGAACAUCAACUCCCGACGCUUCUCCCUCUGUUGAAACAUAUACCACCCUGCGAGGCUUGAUUUACUGUAUUAAAGCCUCUAUCUAAUCUAUGCAGGGUAAUCAGGGGUUUUCCACUGCACAGGUUUCUGUUAUGACAUGAGAGGGAAGAAGAAUGGCUGGCAGAGCGUGCAGACUGUAAUUAGCCAAGUGGGAGGAAAUGGAAAUGACUCCUCUGAUCCGUGCCCUAGUCCUGACGUGAGAGAGACACAGGCCUCCAUAGUAGAGCCCUGUAGGCGCACGGCAUACACCCAUAGCAAAGCAGCACCUUUCCAAUGAACCUCAGGGAAGGUGCAGACUGAUAGGUCAGAGUAGAUGGACAGGGAAGCUAGUGAUGAGGUGUGGCUCUGGAAUGGAUAUGGUUUGAGUUUGGAUUGCCAUGGUGUCAGAUCAAUUGCACUGUAUUCAGAUAAUUAGUUAUGAUGACCCCCUGACAUACAGAAUAGGCCUGACUGCCAUGGUGGUACUGUAACUAGAGAUGUCUCUUGAGCGUUGCACAGGGGAAUUGUCUUUCUUCAGACAAAGAAAAAAUGGUCACAGCAAUAACACUCAUUAACACGAGUCCCGUACUUUAAUCACAACCCAGGAGGAAGUAUGUAUCUCUUCAUACAGACACCUUAACACUAGUCACACCCCCAGGGACAUUUGACAGCCCAAUGGGAAGCAUUUCUCUCCCCUCUGCAUUGGCAGAGUCCCAGUCCACACUCCCCAGGAAGCUGUAGGUCACAUUCCAGCAUUCUGUCACCUCUUCUUCUGAGACCAAAAAUAGCAAGGACCUCCAUGGGGUCAUGGCUUCCGUGAUAGGACAUUAUUGGAGGCGAUGCCUUAUGGAGUAGUACUCCAUGCGUUUUAUUGUCCUUUAGAUGAUCCAGAUGUUGUAGACAGCCCACAGCCCAAUGUGCUGCCAUUGUGUUUUACAGUAGAUUAAAGGCUUGGCCUACUGCAAUGUUGUCCAAGUAAAAAACUGUAUCAAAGUUUUAUAUGUAUUUAAAGAUAUUGUUCUCAGGAAGAGAGAGGAGAAACUGAAAGUAUUUUGGGGGGAAAUUUGAGGGAGUGAAUGUUGAACAGGAUUUAGUGGGUGUUAAUCAAUGUUACAAAAUGUUUGCUGAAUAUACACAAAGCAAAAUGUAGAUUUGUAAGUGCUUUUUAAUGAUUACGUACUGAGUUCUACUCUGCUAAUGCAGGAAUAUCUCAAGGCCAUCCAUUUAAUGUAUGAGGGAAAUGACUAGAGGCAGACUAGAGCGGUUUUCAAGAUGUUUGUUUUUCAAUGUAUUUGUUUAAAUGCACAAAAAAUUGCAACAAACUUGAAAAUACACUUGAGAAAGAAAA
Messenger RNA from Oncorhynchus mykiss (rainbow trout), 3307 nucleotides. Its product is annotated as protein FAM167A. NCBI's taxonomy places the organism in Eukaryota, Metazoa, Chordata, Actinopteri, Salmoniformes, Salmonidae. The record is from RefSeq and is a predicted model, not a curated record.